AUGACACACAGCCUCCACGAUCUACCUGCGAGUGAACACACAGAUGAGGAGAAGUGUGUCUCUCUCUCCGUCUGUCCGUUAUGUGGUCGUGGUUUUGACGUUGCUCUGAUUCUGCCCUGCUCUCACACUCUAUGUGGCCGUUGUCUGACCGAAGGGGCGGGGCCUGGUCAACAUGGGGGUGGGGUCAGGGGCGUGGCCUUCUCCACCCAUCCAGUCGUUCUCUGUCCGAUCUGUCGUCAUGGUGUUGAACUACCCUGCUUCGACUGGUCAUCUGCUCUCACCUGUCUGCCCUUUGACCCCACAGUGACCUUUGACCCUGAAGAGAGAGGGAAGCAUGAUGAACGGAGAUGGGAGACGGAUGGCAGUGUGGAUCUUUCUGAAGAGGAAAUGGAACAAUCCGUUUCAGGUCUGCUCUUCACCCUCGAUUCGUCCUGCUCUGAUUCGUCGCUUCACCUCUCAAGCUCCGCCCUCACAGUCUCCUUCAAGGGUCACAUGAUCUCAUCACAUGACGGCAGGGAUCAAGACUCCUGUCCUCUUCCUCAGGUGUGUGGCAGUGUGAGUGUCUCCAGAGGACAGUAUUACUGGGAGGUGGACGUCUGCAACAGCGCCAUCUACAGGAUCGGAGUGAUGUCAUCAUGUGAUGGGCGUGGCUGGUGGUUCGAGAGACGUGACUCUGCGUUUCACGCUGUGUUUGACGGACGGCGUGAGCUCCUCCCCUCCGUUCCUCCUCAGCUGAAAACAGUGGGCGUGUUUCUAAAUAUGGGCGGGGCUUCGAUCACCUUCCACAAUCCGGUAACUCAAGAGUUUCUCGCCGCUGUCCCCUCCCACUUCAGUGUCCCCCUCCGUCCUGCUCUUCAACUGGGUCAGGGAAGACUAAAGCUCCGCCCCUGCCUGCCGCCGCCCAAUCACGUCUUUCUCAGCCACAGCUCUGCCUAUCGGGGUCCAGGAGGGGUGGGAAGUGUGCGCUGGAGGCGGGACGUACCAUUCGGAUCGGUGAGGGCCGUGAUUCAGAAGUUUGAAGAGAUGUCGGCCACAUCAGACUCGGAUUCGGGUCUCGUGUCCAGCGACCAAUAACAAUACAGAACGGCUGCGUUCCAAAACCUAGUGUACUUUCUAUAAAGACAACAUCUUAUGGUGUGCUCCCUAGGUAGACAUGAAUACUAUGCUGCCUUUUAAGAUCUUGUCUUUUGGACAAAAUAUAAAGCAGCAUCCCAUUUAUGCUUAUUUAUGCAAACAGCGCC
Messenger RNA from Carassius auratus (goldfish), 1241 nucleotides. RefSeq names its product ret finger protein-like 4B. The record is from RefSeq and is a predicted model, not a curated record. The coding region runs from base 1 to 1074 and encodes 357 amino acids. NCBI's taxonomy places the organism in Eukaryota, Metazoa, Chordata, Actinopteri, Cypriniformes, Cyprinidae. The transcript has 4 exons.